AUGCACCAAUUCAUGCCGGGUGAGAGCAAUCUGAAGGAAAAUGCCCGAUCACCCGAGCGUCGGGAGAACUCUCGUCCGCCCCUGCGGGAAGUCCAACUGGCCAACGUGGAAGCUGAGCUGAAGCAGAUUUGCUCGACCUCUUUGGAGGCAGAGACCUCGAAGCGCCGAAGCCGUUGGGCCGCGGACAUCGAGUUUCGCCUCUCGCUCUUCGAGGCCGAGGACGCGGUGCUGCCGGCGUCACGUGGUGCGCCGGUGCUGCCGGUGCUCGGUAUGGAGCAGGUGAGGAUGGAUGAUCUGAAGGAGGAAGUGAAGGAAGUGAAGGAAGUGAAGGAAGUGAAGGAAGUGAAGGAAGGCGGUAUCUGUGAGACAUCGGAAACAGAUGCAGAUGGGGAAGCAGCCGCGAUUGAAACACUGGGAUCUGAGGAGCAGAUCCAUAUGGAAUCUCCAGAGGUUGAAAGUGAGUUGGACUUACCAAUUCCACGAAAUACCGGGGAGACCUCAGACUCAGAUUGGCCGACGCCGCCAGACAGCCCCAUCCAAAGUGCUUUUAGCUUUGCCAAGAGCUUUGAAUGUCCAAAGAUGACUCCGUCUGUGCAUUCCGUUUUCGAGGUGGAUACGAUUUCCUUUAGCUCAGAGGCUUCGCACAGUUCAAGUCCCAAAGCCCUUCCUCCGGCACUCACCGAGCGCAGCGAGCGCAACGAGCGCAGCUCGCACUGCGCAGCUCGCUGUGAAGCUCCAUCAUUCUCGACGGAUGUCGCCGUGAAGCGAGGCAAGUCGGUGUCGCCGGUGAAGAGGUUGGAAGCCUUGCCAUCAUGGAGUUUUGACACUUUGAGAGGCGAGCUGAACACCUUCCAAAGGUCUUUGCUGCGAGAACAAGAGAGAACAGAGAAACUGUCCAAGCUGAACCAGCAGCUUCAGCAGCUUCAGCUUCCAUCGCCAAGUCGGUCGAGAUGCCAAAGUCCGAGCUUGAAAAGAUCACGGUCAGGCCCAAUCCAGGUCCACACUCGCAGUGAAGCUUGGAUGGAGAGGAGGAAAGAGCGGCAUUACGCUCUCAGAGAAGAAAAAAGAAGAGAGGAGCAGCGAGAAUGCACGUUCCAACCUUUCGGGGUGUCGAAGCCGCGAUCACCUCGAGUCCAGCAAGACUUCUACAAUCGGCAGGUGCAAUGGCAGCAACUGCUGCAUGAGAAGUGGGACCAGGAACGCCAGCGACAGCGCCAGUGUCAAGAGUUGGAAGAGAACCAAGGUGGUGUUCGCGAUCGUCCAGACGCCAGCGGCCAAAGCGCCUUCGAGCGUUUCCACCAGCGAAACCAGCAGUGGCAGAAAGCGCAUGCCGAGCGAGCGGCCCGAGCGCAAGCGAGAGCACAAAGUGCCACACCCAGGAUGCGCCGAGGUGAACCGAACGACGAACGUCGACCACGGCGACACGUCUUCGACGCAUGUCUCGUUGCGUCCUCUUCGGCCGUGCGACACGGCCCCACGACGCAGGGAACGGCCGUGGGUGUUCCGCCGUCCGAGCGGCGGACGUCCGAGCGGAGCCAAGUCUUCCAUCACCUGCUGCAGUUGCGACGUGCGCUGGUGGAGUCCAAGCCGAAAGCUGCGGUCGGCACCGCGCCCUGGCAGAAAGCUCUUCGGGUGGAGGUGCAAGCGCAUCAGAUGCCGCCCGAGGUGGGAAACGCGUGGAAGGUCUCGACACGAGAUCCAAGCGGGAUUGGAGAUGAGAUGAAGGCGUGUACGGACUGCUCCCUCCACCAGCUUGAUCGUGGCUUUGCUGCUCCUCCAAGAGCGCGCCCACGCGUCAGUGCAGACGAGCUCCUGCCUCCAGCGCCCACAGCCCUGGACCUUCCAGCGACGACCCUUCAGCCACCAGUGCCAGCCUCGCUGCCUCCGACCAAGCUGCUAGUGCCCCCUCCGAGCGCACAUCGUGAUCGUCCACGUGAUGCCAAGAGAAAGAGAGAACAAGCAGAACACGAUGCCGAGCGACGGGUUUGGUCGGCCGACUCCUGGCUGUUGAACUGGAAGACCUGUGAUGCUCGAGGUCCGAGGGCCCGGAGACGGCGAUUCAUCCAUCCCUCCGGGGUGGAUCCGGCGCAAGCGGAGGCCAUAGCACUGCAGAAAGCAUGGGCGUUCAGGGACAAGUUGGUGAGGCAGCAUGUGUUGAAACCCGAGAGUCCAACAGUGCCAGGGGUGAAGUGGGACGCCGAGAAGAAGGCGUGGCGUGUGCAGUUCACGCUGCGCAAGACCAUCCUCCUCUCUUUGAAGAAGCAGUUUCAGUUUCGGAGACAAUCCAUCCAAUACAUCACUGGAGGUCUCUUCGCCAAGAAGAAGUAUGCAGAACGUGAGGCCUUGAGGCUGGCGAGAAAAUACCACCUGACUCGCUUGGCGAAGAGCGUCAGCCGCCUCCGAUGGAACGAGCCGAAGAUGGCACCGAUCCACCAGAGGGGGGGCACCACCUGGAAGUUGCCACGCCGAAACUUGCCAUCACGCACCGGGCCACUUCAUGAAAACUUCUUCCUCAGAGGUGGUUGA
Durusdinium trenchii is the source of this 2526-nucleotide messenger RNA. The record is from the annotation of a GenBank genome assembly. NCBI's taxonomy places the organism in Eukaryota, Dinophyceae, Suessiales, Symbiodiniaceae.